AUGGCAUGCUGGUCACCUGAAAGUGCAACCAAAGCCUAUCUCAAAGCAAUAAAAAUGGGAAAGAGUGCUAAAGAGCCAGAUGUAUCAGAAUUCAUAUCAGCACUUGUUGCUGGAAACAAUGCACAACUGAUGGUCGUCGCAUGUGCUGGUGCAGCCGAUUCCACCACACUAGCCCUUGUGGCUGCAGCUCAGCAAACUGGUGGUAGAGUCAUUUGCAUCCUCAACGACUUCGAUAAAUUAAAUCCAUCAAUUGAAUUUCUACAACAUAACGCGAUGCACGUUGAAUUUGUAAUUAACGGAGAUGCCAAAACUCUACUAGUAAAUGACUAUAGAAGAGCAGAUUGUGUAGUAAUUGAUUGCAACAUUAACAACUGUGAAGGCAUUUUUAAGACGGCACGAAGGAUAGGGGGAAAUAAUGCCAUUGUUUUAGGGUACAACGCGUUGCGAAUGGGAUCAUGGAAAUGUGAAAGUUUUAAUGCUCAUUUGUUACCCAUAGGAGAAGGUUUAUUGGUGACACGGAGAGGCAGUGAUUUUGGCGUUUCGGAGAAAAAGAGUCGUUGGAUCGUCAAAGUGGAUCAAUGUACAGGGGAAGAACAUGUAUUCAGGGUCAGAUCUCCACAUGGAAAACCUCUUGAAGCAUAAUUUUUUAUUUAUUGCUAUUUGAUAGAUUGUAGAAUAUACCAUAUAAUACUUUUCUAACAUCUGAAAUGAUAAGCAGAUAUGCAUUUUGAUCCUGUAAAUAGAAGAGAUUUAAUCAUGUUAUAGUAGACUCACAACAUAGCUGUUGGGGUUGAGUUAGACUCAAGUGUCAUACUUUACAUACAUGAUAUCUGAGUCAGAUCCAUCCCCGUUUGGGCUCCUGAUCCAUGUUUCAGUCGGAUCAGAUUUACUCAUGAAGUGUCAACUAAGAUCUAAUUAGGUUAGAGAACGUGCAGAAGAAUAGUUUAAUUUCUUCUUUAUAUAUCACUAUACACAACAACAUGAUCUUUUCUGCAGAAUCAGAAGAAUGGGGCCUGAAUGAAAAUGCAAGAAAAACAUGGUUAUUGGCAUUAUAUGCACGUUAUAGAUAUAUUGAUGAGGAAACAUCUUGAUCUGAUCUACAUCUUUGCUUGUUUGUCCUGAGGCAUAACAAACUAGUGUCCUGUUAUGCUUCUCAACAGCCAGGCUAUUCUAAAUUCCAUUAUAUUACUUAUUAGUGGAACUUCAUGUUACCUAGUAUGUAGCAGC
Molecule: messenger RNA, 1227 nt
Organism: Solanum tuberosum (potato)
Lineage: Eukaryota; Viridiplantae; Streptophyta; Magnoliopsida; Solanales; Solanaceae
Exons: 2
Coding region: 1-642 (213 amino acids)
Source: RefSeq, a predicted model, not a curated record